ACGACUUUUGGUUCGAGUUAUCGGGAGGUUCGGAAAAAAUGAGGGUUUGAGAAAUCGGGAUUCCACUGUAAUUUGACUUAUUUAGUAAAUUUUGCUCCGAGUGCUCUAUUUACAUUUCAGUCAAAUCGUCCGAUAUUUGUGGUUGUAGUGGUAUCACGAACAUUUUCGCAGCCUUCUUGGUCAAGGUCGGUCAAAAUAAUACUUUAAAAGUAGGUCUACCCACACAUACUCGAGAUGCGCCAGGGUGAAGAUAUCAAGGGAAUUAUCAAAGGUGAAUCAAUUAAUCUGCAGGUUUUUUGGCAGCUUUUCCGACACACUGGGAACGAAUUCAAACAAAUCUGCCAUCUUUUUUAAUUUGACUUCAUAAACUUGUACGGUGCUUGCCGUAUUAAACUCAUCAUAACACUCCUUUAGAAGCUUCAUUACACUGUUGAGUAAGGGAAACAAUUUUACUAAAACUAGAACAUUCUUUUAAGUUCUGUUUUGAUUCGACUUUGUCUUUUAGUGCUCUUUGAUGUUAAAAUCAAAACAUACCCGCUGCACUAAAGAAAACAAACAAGCACCAAAGUUCAAGGACUUUAUUUUUUCCCGGAAAGUUAACAGGGAAUCGAAACCGAAACUUGUUCAUAACCACACCUGUUGUUUAAGUGUUAAAUAAACAGCGGGGGUGGAACUGAGGAAGCUGGCAUAAGUUAAGAUACACCCUAAGUAUAGUUUCUUGUCUUUUGUAUACGGACAAUACUUACGAGACAUAUUCUAAAGGGCCAAAGUAAUUGUGGCCCAAGAAGAUUAGCCUCGAAGAUGUCAGAGAUCUAUUAAUCGUGAAUGUAGUCAGACCUUCGAUAAUAUAUAAGAUCCGUACGAGACAAACUAAGUUUGCCACCCGGUUAGUUGAGGUCGACACCUGACACAGUGCUUGCGUAACUCGUCAUAACACUCCUUUAGAAGCUUCAGUACCGUUGAUUUGAAGACCGUAACAUUCCGCUGAUAAGCCUCCUUCGCUCGGUUUUUAAGCCCAUCUAUAUGUAAACAAAGAAACUACUUCUGUUAUAAGUCCCCCCGAAUAUAAACCUUCCCUCACGAAACCAGUGCAGUAGAGUGUGAGACAAUAUAUUUCUUACUAUUUAACAUUAAAGAAACUGUUCAGUUAUUAAGUGUACAACAGUUAUGAAAAGACGGCAUUUAUCCAAUGUCAUAGGGCUUAUUUUGCACUUCCGCUUUCUCGUCCUCAGUGUGGGGUGGGAUGCGGGUUGGGAGAAUGAGUAGGUCCAAUAUUUGCCGGCCCUUAUGAGCUCUAUUUGUUUCCCUACUUGUGACUUGUGUUUCUCAGUUUCCAAGAAACUAAAACGUGGUUUCAUCAGCUCAUUUUGAACCUUAAUUUUUAAACCACUUAAAACCCUGUCAGGAUAUGAGCUCCUUUCCCCCGCCCACCCGAACUUAGGGCUUAUCGCCGGAAUUUUACGACAUGUCUUUUGGUGCUUGUUUUUUUUUUUUUUUUUACCUCGAUGAUAAAUCAAAACAAACCUUCACGCACUAAGAAAGACAAAACAACCACUAAAUUUCAAGGAAUUUUCCAAAGUUAAAAGGAAAUCGAAACAUGUUCAAAGCUGAACCUAUUGUUAAUGUCAAGUGCUAAAAAAAAAAGAUGGGCAUCUGAGUUCUAAAAAAACGUAAUGUUGUCAUGGACAAAGUUUGACUACAGUCGACCUUCGAACACAAAAUCGGUAUACGAGAUAAAUGUUAACAAGUUUAAAAAGUAAUUCGCAAAUUUAUUUCAAAUAGAUAUCACUAAAGAAAAUGAUUCACCGUGGCCUUUUCAUAUGUGUUUAUACUUUAAAUACUAUCUCAGAAUGGAUUUCGUGUCACGGCGAGGUUUCAUUGUUUUGUACGGAUUAUGUUUGGAUGGGACUCCUUGCUGUUACUGCGUGAUACCUGAUUGAACCCCUGAUCGGGAAAAUCUGCCUACAGCGGAAGAAGAUAUGGGACAAGUAGAAAAAAAAAAAAACGUUUUGGAAGCUCUCCGCUAAACUGGAGGACUGCAGAAUACACUAAGAUGGACUCUUUGGAACGCGGUCGAUUUCUUUCGUAGCAACUGAUCUUUGGAAAAAUCUUUCAGUCCAUUAAUUUUAAAGAAAUAAUAGCCCUGAUUUGCGUAUUCAAAAACAGUUCAACGUUAUUUCCAUUUUAUUUGUUAAGGGAAAAUUUUCAACGUGUUCGUUUGCUUUCGAAAGUCCUCGAACUAAAUUUAACCGAUAUUGGCAACUUCCGAUACAGACAAAGUCAAAAGUUCCGCGCCUAUUUUAAAUUUUUUUAAAUCUAAAAAUGAUAACGCUAAGAGAUCGUCGAUGAUUAAUUGAAAAGCAGGCGGCAUCGUAUGCCAUUCCAGUUGACCCGGGCAAUCGGUUCUGGUUGUCUGUCUGUAAUGUCAGGCUGAACACUCCAAAGCUAAGCUCUAUGCUAUCUCUCCUUUAUUGAACCAUGGACCUUAUCGCGAAGAGGAGUUAACUAAGGAUCUGUGAAGGUGAAAACAAACACACCAAGGCAGAAACCCUGACGAUGAACGAGUUAGACGACUUGUGAUUGACGGCAGAAUGAGCAACAAUUCAACUUCAAUGACCCGAAUCCCCACCUCCUUCCCCGCGCCACAAGUCCUUCCCACUUUGCCACAUGGCGAGGUGGAAAUAAUAUUUGCAACCAUCGUGUACGUUCUACUGGCGUUGUUUGUAAUUCUCGGAAACAGCCUCGUCAUUGCAGCUUUUAGGCUUAAUUCACGGCUACGGACAAUCAACAACACGUUCCUGGUAGGUUUGGCCGUAUCGGACCUAUUGGUAGGGCUGAUAUCAAUCCCUCUUUGGAUAUACUUUUCGUAUUGUCAACAGUAUUUGACAUGCGUCGAUAGUCAAGGAUUACUGACGUUUUAUUCAACCGUGGACAUAUUCACCGGCUGCGCCUCCGUUUUGCAGCUUACAGCCAUCAGCAUCGAGCGAUAUUUGGCGAUAACGCGCCCGAUAAACCAUCGAUCGUAUUCCAUGUGGAUUUACUACGCCAUGAUCGCUGUGGCGUGGUCUUUCGCUUUCAUCAUGGCGGGGCUCUUUCCCGUGCAGCAGCAGAAGUGGCAGAAACCUUACAGCGUUAUUCUUUUCACCACGUGUUUUGCUCUCCCAGCGCUCGUCAUACUGACUAUUUAUGCGAUCAUUUUCCAGACGGCAAAAGGUACCUCGCGAGUGAGGGUCCAACCUGCAGGAACAUCAAUGAGCCCCAUGCAAAAAGAGGCCAAGAUCGCCGCCACCAUUGCGGUUAUCGCAGGCCUCUUUGUGAUCGCGUGGCUUCCGUUUUUCGUCCUCAAUAUGAUAGCAGAGUUUUGCUAUCCUUGCCUACCACCCUACCCUGACAUUUUGAGGCUGGUUCGCUUUGUAAAGUGGAUGCAUUAUUCCAACAGCAUGGUGAAUCCGUUGGUGUAUGCUUACCGCAAUGCUGAGAUGAGGAAGACUUUCAAGCGGCUACUGUUAUCUUGCUUUUGUGGCCAUCGGAACGGACAUCGAAAUUUUCCAGCAUCGUCCAGGACUGCACAUGCCAGGAGAAGAAGGAAUAUUGUCCAGGGGUCUUCAAGAAGCAACAGGGAUCUUGGCAGCGACAGUAAUACAUCGAGGCCAGGGAGGGCACUCGAGAGCAAAUCAAACGAAAGCCAAAGGGCUGGUGCAGGGUCUAGAGCCAAGACGAUUCCUUGAGAGAUGAUACACAAAAAAGCUUACAGCGCCAAACAUAAUUUGCGACAGCAGUCUGUUUAAACGGACUGAGUAAAUGACGUUAUUGAGCUGAGAAAAAGAAUACGUCUUGGACGAUCAAAUUAGUCAUUAGUUUCUAUAGAAACUGGCGGGCUGCGCCGGCAUUGACUUUGUUAUGUCAAAGCGUUAACACUCGAAUCAUCAGCUUCACAAACUCACAACGACGGUUAAUUUACCUUGAAAAACACCAAAUUGAUGAUAUAAAUGACAAAGCGUUAUGGAUGAUUCGUGAUUCAUACUUCAAGUUCGUCAGGGUGUCACGUGCAAUCGUCCUUCCAUAAGUUUUCCGCCUGGCGAUGACAACCCCGAAAGGGGGCGCAGAGGAACUUAAUGUACCAAGUUAUGUUUUUUUCUAUGUAUGAAAUUCUUUCAACUCAACGGAAAACUCUAAUUCAUGAUUUUUAUCAACGAAAAAUAGUGACGCGCGCACUUGAGAACCACGUGAAGGCAGAGGAAGCUUUCACUAGACAUCUUUUUACGACUUCACUUGCCUGUUGUCUAUAAUUAAAGCUCUCGUGAUCUUGGGUCACGGAGGUGCUGCUCAUCAACUGUUUAUUGCGGUACCAAAAUGAAAAACAGUCUUGUAAUGUAGAAUUGUGAAACAAUAAACAUCUUAACUCCAUUAAGUUCAAUUGACAGAAUUGACAAGUUAUGAAUUUAACGCAAAUGCAUCAAAAUGCUUUUGUAGUGACGUGUUAAACUUUUCGCUUUCUUGAAGAGAAUUGAUUUAACGAACACAUAUUGGACGUUUAUCGAACUCUGUGCUUUGAACUAGAUUUUAGGGCUUAUAGCAAAAGUUAGUUCGGGAGUUAUGCCGAUUUAGUGGUUGGUUGCGCUCAGAGAGAUAAAAACAAAAAUAUAAAAUAAAACUGCUUUAUUGUAAGGGAGAAACUAUUUCUUAGUAAUUAAAUAAACCUUCUCGUUUUUGGCACUCUA
Orbicella faveolata is the source of this 4721-nucleotide messenger RNA. Its product is annotated as adenosine receptor A2b-like. The record is from RefSeq and is a predicted model, not a curated record. Gene Ontology annotation, cellular component: dendrite; plasma membrane. Gene Ontology annotation, molecular function: neurotransmitter receptor activity; G protein-coupled serotonin receptor activity. Gene Ontology annotation, biological process: G protein-coupled receptor signaling pathway, coupled to cyclic nucleotide second messenger; chemical synaptic transmission. NCBI's taxonomy places the organism in Eukaryota, Metazoa, Cnidaria, Anthozoa, Scleractinia, Merulinidae.